AUGAUCCACGCAAUACUGACGGAUAGUCCGGAGUUCCCUCUACGCAAUGUUGAUAUAAUUGGCUGUGGGAGUACAUUGGGCAAUCUGUUACGCUUUGCACGUGGCAGUCCUCCGUCUUUCCGGAUGCUUGUGGAAGUAGUCGGCAGCACAGUCUUCCUCAUCAGAAGGGAAAAGUCGCCUACCGAAACCAUUCCAGAUAUCCGGGGUUACGGACAUACAUUUCCCGAGUCUUACACUAGCUGGGAUCCCAGCGUCAAAGGGUCCGAGUCUCAUCAGCGGUUGGUCAACUACAACUUCGCUGGCAUGAAAUGUGUAGUGCGUUUUGAGGUGGACGGUUUCCUACCCGACUUAGUCACCGAAGACUUAAAGGUCCAGAAAAAUCAUGCUUCUGAGACUGCCGAUGUUGAUACGAAUGAUCUUGUGUCAUCUAUUCAAGGGUUGAUGAUUUCAAGCGUCAGCGUGGGUUCAGCCUCUGAAGAUGCCACAGUAAAGGCGCUCAAAGUUUCAAAAAAAGGCCACUAUAUCCCUCAACGGGCGGUAUUCGACCUCAAAACGCGAUCUAUCAUGAGAGUCCACGUCCGUACGCUCGAAGAAGAGCUACCUCGGCUUUGGAUCCGGCAAAUCCCCAAUUUUAUUCUCGCAUAUCACACGCUCGGCAGGUUCAACGACAUUCGGGUUCAGGACAUACGUGAAGAAUUAAAGCAUUGGGAAGCAUCUCAACAACCGGCUUUGAUCAAAUUCGCCACCUUACUACACAAUAUAGUAUCCUUUGCUCGUGGUUUGAAUGACUGCAAGUUUGAAAUUGAGUACGAGGAGGGCGAGAAGAUACUCAGUUUCCGAGAGCCUGGAGGAGUUGUCAACAGUGUCUUGCCAACGAGUCUAGCAAGAAUUUAG
Molecule: messenger RNA, 894 nt
Organism: Penicillium diatomitis
Lineage: Eukaryota; Fungi; Ascomycota; Eurotiomycetes; Eurotiales; Aspergillaceae
Exons: 1
Coding region: 1-894 (297 amino acids)
Source: RefSeq, a predicted model, not a curated record